GGGCCGGCAGAUCUCAGCGCUUGAGGAGAGUCAGCGAACGAAUCUUUCAUGGAGAAGACUCGACUCGGCUCAGUUCGUUCAUUUGAAAGAUUCGUUCGUUCACGAACUGCCCAUUACUACUUCCGUGGCGUUGCAGCGACGCUUCCGGGACGUCGUAAGGUCGCUUGCAUUCGCCUAACGUACUUGCUAAUGUUAGGGCCUUAGCUACCUUGCUAGCAGCCACAUGUUGCUUCCAUCCGAAUGUGGCUAGCUUGAUAUUCAAAGCAGUUAUUGUACAUUUGCGGCUUUUGUUGUUUUUGUUGCUGUGAUCGUGACAAUUCCACGAGGACUAGCGAGCUAAGUUAUUAGCCACUGGCUAGCUUUGUAGCGUAUGUCAAGGGAACGAACUGAGUGUAUAUUGCUCGCGUGUUAGCUAGUUAUAAAGGUGACACCACCAGGUGUUCAGUAGUUCCCCAGCAUAGCUAACUAGACAGGAAAUGGCUAACACCGCCUAGCCAAAAGGCCCUUGUUAAUAGCUAGCGAGUCUUGGUUGCUCGUUACUAACAAACUUGGUUAACAACAUAUAACUACGUAUGAAAAAACUGCAGACCAGGUAGUUAGCUCGCUAGAGAUUUUUUGUCGUUUCUAAAGCUGCAAAUAUGCAGCGGAGACUUUGCUGGACAGUGGCAUUAGUCAGUCUAGUCGAUAUAGUGAGCUAGCUGACUAGUUUGCUAGCUAAUCACUUGCUAGCCAUCAAAUUAACGUCAGCUAACUUUUCCACAGCAAGACUUCACUUACAUAGCUAUCUAUCGGAGCCUGUAAAUUAUCGCACAGAAUGAGGCUUUUUAGGUUGUUGACGAAAAACGGGCCAAUCGGGAAACAGAUUGAUUACUACUCCAGGUUUUCUCCCUCACCGCUCUCGAUGAAACAGUUUUUGGAUUUCGGGUCAGAGAAUGCAUGUGAAAGAACUUCGUUUGUGUUCCUGAGACAGGAACUUCCCGUAAGGUUGGCAAAUAUAAUGAAGGAAAUAAAUUUGCUGCCCGAUAAUUUGUUAAAGACACCCUCCGUUCGGCUGGUCCAAAGCUGGUAUUUGCAGAGUCUGCAAGAUAUCCUUGAGUUUAAGGAUAAAAGUGCUGAUGAUGAUAAAGUCACUUACGAUUUCACAGAUGCAGUGAUAAAGAUAAGGAACCGUCACAAUGAUGUCAUUCCUACCAUGGCACAAGGAGUGGUAGAAUAUAAGGAAGCCUAUGGGACAGACCCAGUGACCAGCCAGAAUGUGCAGUACUUCCUGGAUCGCUUCUACAUGAGCCGAAUAUCCAUCAGGAUGCUGAUCAACCAGCACACCCUACUCUUUGGUGGAAAAAUCAGAGUUAACCCUGCACACCCGAAACAGAUAGGCAGCAUUGACCCACACUGCCGCGUCGCUGAAGUGGUGAAGGAUGCAUAUGAAAAUGCACGACAGCUUUGUGACUUGUACUACAUGAAUUCGCCAGAGUUGACAAUGGAAGAAUUCAAUGUUAAAGAAAAAGGAAAACCAGUAACAGUGGUGUAUGUACCAUCCCACCUCUACCACAUGGUGUUUGAACUCUUCAAGAAUGCCAUGAGAGCCACCAUGGAGCUCUAUGGAGAUGCUUUGGAGUACCCUGCUGUCAAUGUUCGCAUUGCACUGGGGACUGAGGACCUGACGGUCAAGGUGAGUGAUCGUGGAGGGGGUGUGCCUUUGAGAAAGAUCGACCGGUUAUUUACCUAUACCUACUCAACUGCCCCACGGCCACAAAUGGAAACCUCACGAGCUACCCCUCUGGCUGGCUACGGUUAUGGUCUUCCCAUCUCUCGACUGUAUGCCAGGUACUUUCAAGGUGAUUUAAAACUGUAUUCCUUGGAGGGCUAUGGCACGGAUGCUGUCAUAUACAUCCGGGCAUUAUCCACUGAGUCUAUAGAAAGGCUUCCUGUCUACAACAAGUCAGCUUGGAGACACUACAAGACCAUGCAUGAGGCAGAUGACUGGUGUGUGCCCAGUAAAGAACCCAAGGACAUGACCACAUUUCGCAGUUUCUAGUUCUGCAGCCACUCUCAAGAUGGUGCUACUGUUUGGAGUCAUUUUGUUUAACCAGGAAGAAUUAACAGCUUGUGAUGGCAACAAUGCUGAGGUCAAAGGUCAAAGCAGCCAUUUUAUUUUUGGAACUGCAUAGCUACUGGUAGGUAGUAGUUCCAUGUGCUUCCAAAGUAACUUGUAAACCUGCCUGCGCUGCAUUGUUUUUUUCAGAAUGCAGAUUUCAAUUGAAAUGUUCAGUACCAGAAUCUCUUUUAGAUCUUGUGUUAAUGUGCAUUUGGGUUUAUGAGCUUGGUUUUCUUUGAAGUUUGGUUUUUAAAAGCAUUUCAUUGUAUGGCAUUACUGUUACUUUACAGUUUUUAUGCACUUGACAGUGCAGGGAUAAUGACUAAAUGGGAAUAUCUUAUUGAUGUGGCUUUUUUUCCUACUGUAUUAAUACUGAAUACUGGUUAUCAGCAUCUGGAGCCACUCCCAUCUUAGAGCAUUACAUUACAUUAAUGGCAUUUGGCAGACGCUCUUAUCCAGAGCGACGUAUAACAAAGCACAUCUCAGUAUCUCAGUAUGAUAUGUUUACGGAACAAUUUAGCUUCAAAAGGUUUUUGUGACUAAACAGUGCUAAAGAUGUAAGCUGUUAAAUGGGCAUAAACACCCAAAUAAUUGACCUCAGUGGGACCAGAGGUGAAGCUAAUACUCAAAAUUUAAUAAACUGGUAAAAAUGUAAAUUUAAAUAAAGCAUUUAUUUUGCAGUUUAAAAUGAAUCCAUUGAACAAACCAUUUUAAAAGGCUUGACCAAAGUAUUUGAAUUGACUGGUUACAGUAUUAAAUAUAUUUCAGUAUGAAAAUGGCUAUUACAUGAACUUUGGGGCAAAAACAAGAUGUCGUAGUAUAGUUAUAGCAUGAGGUGAAUUGGGGGGAAAAAAAUCUCAUACGAGUGAGGUCCAGUAGUCCUAGCUUGCGUCCAGAGUGCAAAUAUGAAUGUGACAUUAAUGUACUGCACUCGCAUAGGCAGGAAUCCGCUGCAGUGGCUUAGGUGGGUAAAAUGGAAGUAUUCCAGACAAGCAAUAAUGAACUUUGGGCACCUGAUUCACCAUGUAUUUGUUCACAGUACAGGUAUCUUAACAGCUGCUCAUGUCAGGCUCAUAUGCAUAGUUCCUAAUUCCAAUCCAUGCGUUUGUGGCACACACAUACACCUAUCCUGGCCCAAUUGGAGGCUUAAACAUUUGUAUAUAGGACCAUACAUCAAAAAAAUUUUAAAUAUGCUUCUAGAAUUUAUUAAAAUCAGUUAAAACAGGUAGAGUAAGCGCACAUCACUAGUUUGCUGUAGUAUGAAAUGGUAACGAAAUCCUGUCGUUACUAUGUGCUAAUGAUAAUCUACCUGAACUGCAGCCAAAUGAGAAAUGGGUUUUCAAAGGUCAUGUGUGUGUGUACAUGUUUGUAUGUACUUGUAUGUGGUCUUGCAUGUUUGAAGUGACAUUCUGCUUAAUUUUCUGAUGUCAAAUUAAAUAUGUUGGCCUACUGA
Conger conger (European conger) is the source of this 3551-nucleotide messenger RNA. RefSeq names its product pyruvate dehydrogenase kinase, isozyme 1 (gene pdk1). Gene Ontology annotation, cellular component: mitochondrion. Gene Ontology annotation, biological process: protein phosphorylation; regulation of glucose metabolic process. The coding region runs from base 815 to 2038 and encodes 407 amino acids. The record is from RefSeq and is a predicted model, not a curated record. The transcript has 11 exons. NCBI's taxonomy places the organism in Eukaryota, Metazoa, Chordata, Actinopteri, Anguilliformes, Congridae. Gene Ontology annotation, molecular function: pyruvate dehydrogenase (acetyl-transferring) kinase activity.